Messenger RNA from Caenorhabditis angaria, 770 nucleotides. The record is from the annotation of a GenBank genome assembly. Lineage: Eukaryota; Metazoa; Nematoda; Chromadorea; Rhabditida; Rhabditidae.
AUGAGGAUACGGCACUUUUUCGAUGUAAGUUUUCCGGAAGCUUGCGGAAAAAAAUCGAAUAAUUUUUGCAGAUCGAAUCCUUUUUCUUCUCAUUUGUCCACGUCUUCCUAGCCCUUGCCACCUUCUAUUUCCACUAUUAUAAUUAUGUUCAACAAUGUCGAUCGUUUUUCCUGGCGAAAAUGGCCGAUGAUGGGGUUAGACGUUGGAUUUUGCAAGGAAUCAACAUCUAUUGGGCAUUGGUAUUGGCGGCUGUCAUUUUCUCAUUCUUGCUAUGCUUUUUCUGCCUGACCUACACAGUUGUGUAUGAUAUUCAACCGUGUAUUAUUGUGUGUUUUGCGGUGAGUAUUUUUCGAGAUAAUCAUGAUUCUUUUUUUGAAAAUUGCUUAUUUUAACUGCUAUUACGUGGAAAAGGCAAACAUUGAGGGUUUCUUAAAAAUCUGGAAUUCAUGUCAUAACUUCUGCUCAGCAAAAUCAUCUAAAAAUGAUUCCAGAUGUGUCAAUCGUUUUGUUACUCAUUAAUCUGGAAAUUCCACACAGUUCAUCGCGAAAAAGCUCAAGAUCUACGAAAUGCACGAAGAUAUGCGUCGGAAUUCGAGGAAAAUCUGGAAUUUAUGAUUCCACUGACAAUAAUCUUUCUCGCUUUUUCGAUUUUCACAAUUGCUGUCUAUAUUUUAUGCAUCUAUUUUGAAAUGACCAAACCGCUCAGAGAUUCGCUGGCCAGCUCGCCACUAGAUCAGGACCAGGUGGCCGGAAAGUUCAAAACGAGCUGA